Molecule: messenger RNA, 6211 nt
Organism: Mobula hypostoma (lesser devil ray)
Lineage: Eukaryota; Metazoa; Chordata; Chondrichthyes; Myliobatiformes; Myliobatidae
Product: zinc finger protein 239-like
Exons: 2
Coding region: 597-1646 (349 amino acids)
Source: RefSeq, a predicted model, not a curated record
AAGCGCUCCGGGAUGUUCGGCGGAAGGAUAUAUUUAGAGGAUUGUUGUGUGGGAACCCCAAAUUCAAACCUGUGCAAUUCCGUUCACCAGCAUCAUAAUGUCAACAAAUGUAGAAGAAGAGAAGGACUGAUUGACUUCUGAGGAGAAAUUAUAAACCGCAGUGUAACCAGCAAGACAAGACUUGUUCCACUGCAUGAGUGAUCAAGAGCACCAAAUCUGGGAAGACCUUUGGCCAGUCACACAGUCAGAGAAGAUGGUUCACCAGUCACAUCAGACUGAAACCGUAUGCUUGUUCUGCACGUUAGUAAGGUUUUAAUGAACCACCUUGGAGAUAAACUUUAUAAAUUAUUUUUCAUUCUGAAGGAGGGAGCAGAUAUUUGUUUGAUUAAAAGCAAUAGACAAUGAGGGGUGUUGAUGCCAAGUAGCAAUACUCCAUUCCAACUGGAAACAUAUAGUUACUUUGUGUCUGAACUGAAGUUUCCAGUUUUCUUUGGUUAAAAUGUCUUUGUACUAGAAUCAUUGAUCCAGGACCUUGAGAACACAACAGCACGUCUAGGACAUUCUUCUCCUCCAGGUCCUCUCUCAAAGAACCCGCAAUGUCAUCUGAUCUGAUGAGACACCAGCCAGUUUUUUCCAGAAAGAAAUCAUUAAAGUGUUCUGUGUGUGGGAAAGGAUACAAUGCUCUAACCAGCCUCAAGGUACAGCAACAAGUUCAUUCAGGAGAGAGGCCUUUCACCUGCUCUGACUGUGGGAAGGGAUUCACUCAGUCAUCAGACUUGAUGAAAAACCAGCAAGUUCCUGCUGGGGAGAAACCUUUUAUCUGUUCUGAGUGUGGGAUGGGAUUCACUUGGUUGUCCAGCCUGGUGACUCACCGGCGAGUUCACACUGGGGAGAGGCCAUUUACUUGUUCGGAAUGUGGGAAGGGAUUCACUCAGUCAUCCAGCUUUUGUACACAUCAGCAGGUUCACACUGGGGAGAGGCCGUUCACCUGUUCCGUCUGUGGGAAAAGGUUCAAUCACCCAUCUAACUUGCAGAGGCACCAGCGACUUCACACUGGGGAAAGGCCGUUCAGCUGCUCAGAGUGUGGGAAGGGAUUCACUCAAUCAUCACAUCUGCAGGAACACCAGCGGGUUCACACUGGGGAGAAGCCCUUCAUCUGCUCUGAGUGCGGGAAGGGAUUCACUCGGUCAUCACAUCUUCAGGAUCACCAGCGCGUUCACACUGGGGAAAAGCCGUUCAUCUGCUCCGAAUGUGGGAAGGGAUUCACUCAGUCGUACAGCCUGAUGAUACACCAACGAAUCCACACUGGUGAGAGGCCAUUUGCCUGCUCUGAGUGUGGGCAGGCAUUCAGUAGAUCAGACAGCCUGUUGAUACACUUGCAAGUUCAUUCUGGGGAGAGGCCCUUCAUCUGCUCCCAGUGCGGGAAAGGAUUUAUUCAAUUAUCGGACCUGAAGACACACCAACGAGUUCACACGGGGGAGAGGCCGUUUAUCUGCUCUGAAUGUGGAAAGGCAUUCACUCAGUCAUCCAGCCUAAGGACACACCAACGGGUGCACACCGGGGAGAGGCCGUUCACGUGUUUUAGGUGCGGGAAGAGAUUCACCCAGUCGGCUGGUCUUUGGAAGCACCAGCGCGUUCACAAGUGACCACAGGAGCUGGGUUCUCCAGUUGUUGCUCAUGAUAAUCACGUCCAGGGUUGGAUCACACUCACUGUCCCAGCCUGUCUUCACUACUGAGGUUAACAGCUCCUGCAGCUGGGCUGAGUUUAAUGCGAUGAUGGUGGUCAUUGUGGGAGGAGGGGUGACAGUCGAAGGGCUGGGAAAGGAGAAUUAAACCAGGGAGCCGUGCCUUUCAGCAGUACGGUGGUAAAUAAUUCCUGCGUUUACAAGUCAGCAACUCUUUCUCAAGUGGGAUUUAAUGUUUUGUAAAUUUGAAAUAGAAGAUGAAUGUAUAUUUGUUAAGUGAGGGGUUAAGGGGUAUGCAGCAUGUUGGGCAUUUGGAAUUGGGUCAAAGAUCGGGCACAGAUGAAUGAAGAGGCUGUGGGUAGGGAGAGGAGGUGAAUCACAGAAUUGUUACUGCACUGGUGCAGGUCAUUCAAAACCCACUCUGCAUCAACAAUCCAGUCAGUCUUAUUCCCAGCUCUCUCCUUGUAAUCCUGCAAUUUUCCCAUCUCGGGAAUCUGCUGAAAGCUUUUGAAGAUUCCACCUCCCGUUGGGGCAGUGAGUUCCAGACUGAGACCACUCACUGCAUGAAAUUGUUUCUCCCUGCACCAUCCAUGGCCAACCGUUUUACAGCAAAUCCCCUGCUUCUCCUCCUUUCCACUAAUGGCACCGGCUUCACUUUCUCCAUUGUCUGGACCUCUGGUGAGUAGUUUACAGAAAAGUACAGCACAGUACAGGCCCUUCAGCCCACAAUGUUGUGCUGACCUUCUAACCUAUUCCACCAUCCCUCUGGCACAGCCCUCCAUUUUUCUUUUACCCAUGUGCCUAUCAGAUGUAUCAGUAUUACAGUGGAGUAAAGGGAAUUACAGAGGGAUGACCAGAAAAGAACUCUGGCAGAGAUGACGACAGAGCAGCAAUGGGUGGAAUUUCUGGAAGCAAUCCAGAAGGUACAGGAUAUAUACGUCCCAAAGAGGAAGAAGUAUUUUAAAGGCAAGAUGAAGUAUUCAAAAGGGAAGGAAAGUCAAGACCAACAUAAAAGCCAAAAAGGGGGCAUAUAAUAGAGCAAAAAUUAGUGGGAAGUUAGGGGAUUGGGAAGCUCUUAAAUACCAACAGAAGGCAACUAAAGUGUUAUUAAAAGGUAAAGAUGGAAUACAAAAGUGAUCUAGCCAAUAAUAUUAAAAAAUGAUACCAAAACUUUUUUUCAAAUAUAUAAGGAGCAAAAUAGAGGUGAGUGGAUAUCGGACUGCUGAAAAAUGAUGCUGGAGAGGUAGUGAUGGGAGACAAGGAAAUGGCAGAUGAACUGAAUAAAUAUUUUGCAUCAGUCUUCAAAGUGGAAGACACUAGCAGUAUGGUGGAAGUUCCAGGUGUCAGGGGUCAUGUGCAUGAAGUUACCAUUACCAGAGAGAAGGUUUUUGGAAAAAUAAAAGGUCUGGAGGUAGAUAGGUCACCUGGACCAGAUGGUGUACCCUCCAGGGUUCUGACAGAGGUGGCUGAAGAGAUUGUGGAGGCAUUAGUAAUGAUCUUUCAAAAUCACGAGAUCCUGGAAUGGUUCUGGAAGAUUGGAAUAUUGCAAAUGUUAUUCAACUCUUCAAGAAGGGAGAGAGGCAGAAAAAUGGAAAUUAUAGGUCAGUUAGUCUGACCUCAAUGGUUGGGAAGAUGUUGGAGACAAUUGUUAAGGAUGUGGUUUUGGGGUACUUGGAGGCACAUCAUAAAAUAGGGCGUAGUCAGCAUGGUUUACUCAAGGGAAAAUCAUGCCUGACAAAUCAGUUGGAACUCUUUGAAGAAAUAACAAUCAGGAUAGACAAAGGAGAAUUGGUCGAUGUUAUGCACUUGGAUUUUCAGAAGGCCUUUGACAAAGUGUCACACAUGAGGCUACUUAACAAGCUACGAGCCCAUGGUGUUACAGGAAAUUUUUUUAUCAUGGAUAAAGCAGUGGCUGAUUGACAGGAGGCAAAGAGUGGGAAUAAAGGGAGCCUUUUCUGGUUGGCUGCCAGUGACUAAUAGCGUUCCACAGGGGUCUGUGUUGGGAUUGAUUCUUUUUACUUUAUAUGUCAGUGAUUUGGAUGAUGGAAUUGAUGGCUUUGUUGCAAAAUUUGCAGAUGAUAUGAAGAUAAGUGGAGGGGCAGGUAGUUUUGAGCAAAUAGGGAGGAGGAGAAUGGGCAAAGAAGUGGCAGAAGGAAUGUAGUGUUGGAAAGUGUAUGGUCAUGCUCUUUGGUAGAAGAAAUGAACGAUUUGUCUAUUUUCUAAAUGGAGAGAAAAUACAAAAAUCUGAGAUGCAAAGAGAUUUGGGAGUCCUUGUGCAGGAUUCCCUAAAGGCUAAUUUGCAGGUUGAGUCUGUGGCGAGGAGGACAAAUGCAAUGUUUGCAUUCAGUUUAACAGGACUCUGAUAUAAAAUCAAGGAUGUAAUAUUGAUACCUUAUAAAGUAUUGAGCAUUUUUGGGCCCCUUAAAGUACUUAAACUGGAGAGGGUUCAAAGGAGGUUCAUGAAAAAGAUUCUAGGAUUAAACGGCUUGUCAUAUGAAGAGUGUUUGAUGGUGGGCCUGUAUUCACUGGAAUUUAGAAGAAUGAGGGGUGACCUAAUUGAAACCUAUCGAUUGGUGAAAGGCCUUGAUAGAGUGGAUGUGGAGAGAAUGUUUCCUAUGGUGGGAGAGUCUAAGACCAGAGGACACAGCCUCAGAGUAGAGGGGCUUCCUUUUAGAAUGGAGAUGGGGAGGAAUUUCUUUAGCCAGUGAGUGGUGAAUCUGUGGAAUUUGUUGCCUUAACAGCUGUAGAGGCCCUUUAUGUCUAUUUAAAGUACAGGUUGAUAGAUUGUUGAUUUGAAAGGGCAUGAAAGGAUAUGGGGGAGAAAGCAGGAGAUUGCAGCUGAGAGGAAAAAUGGAUCAGCCAUAAUGAAAUGUCAGAGCAGACUCAAUGAGCCAAAUGGCCUAAUUUUGCUCCUAAAUAUUAUGGUCAAUCUGAGAGUCUCUUGAAUAUCUCUUAAAUGGGGUACUUCGUAAAUAUUAAUAGUCCUAGAAAUAGUGGAAGUGGAGAGGAUGCUUCCAAUAGUCGGACAGUCUAGAACCAGAGGGCACAGCCUCAGGUUGGAAGAAAAUCCCUUUUGAAUUGAGAUGACGAGGAAUUUCUUUACCCAGAGGGUAGUGAAUCUGUGGAAUUCAUUGCCAUAGAUGGGUGUGGAGGACUAAUCAUUUUUGGGUAUAUUUAAAGUGGAGGGAAGUUCAUAGGUUCUUUGGACACUUUAUUCAGAUGAUCGUUCCUGUCCUCCUGAGAGAAUACAGGGCCCACAGUGUAAUAUCUCACCUGGACAAGGUUCCCUCUGAAAGUCCAUCGUUCUCCUAGCACUGUGCAAGAAGUUGGAUUGUUGUGUAUGAGUCUCAGGAACUAGAGAGGAAACUGAACCUUGAGCCCCACAGGUCAGAGUGCAGCCACUAAAUCCCAGCUGACCAGAGAAAUUAGAAAUCUCUACUCAGAAUUUCUCUCCCACCCUUAUUGAUGGCUUUUGGAUUCUCCUCCAUAGAUGCUGCCUGACCUGCUAUGUUCCGACAGCAUUUUGUGUGUGUUGCUCUGGAUUUCCGAUACUCAUCCACGUAGUGCUCUCUAGCUCUUCAAUGGAAAAACUGCCUGCUUGAGCCAAAAAUGUCAAAUUGUGACUGGUCAGCCCAGAGUAUUUGUUGCCAUUGUUGAAUAGCGCAGUCCUUGCGUUUUUGUGCAUAGGUGAGUCUCUUGGCUUUGUUACCACUUUGCAAGAAUUGCUUUUUGGCAUGAAGACCCCUUUGGACAAAGCUUCUCCGGACUUUGAAAGGGUGUACUUGGGUUCCAGUGGUUUCUGUGAGUUCAAAGCUGAUAGGAGUGCUGGACGACUUCCAGUUUGGAAGGGGUGUCAGUCUGAUGUAUCUGUCAUCUGCUGCGCUCAGUUCCCAUGGCCAGCCACUGCAUUUCUGGUUCUUUACCUUGCCCACUACUCCGUGCUUCUUGAAACUCCUGUCUGCCAUGAAAUAUCUGCUUGGGAGAUCCUUGCUGAUGCAAGGUGACCACCUUGUGUCUUGCUGCUAUGCUCACCCUUGUCAAGGUGUAAGAAUAGGUGAUUUGAAGGUUAAACUGUCACAUCUGCCACACCCUCACCUUUCAGUUUGGUUGUUCUUCACCAUGUUUGAUUCCUCCUACACAUGUUUCUGUUUCAUUUAAUCAGUUUAGUUCACUUAACUCAUGAUGUCAUUGACCUGUUUGCUAUCUUUGUUUAAUCAUGCACUGGGCUUCAUACCUACAAAGUAUUAAUUUUUGUUUGAAAAAUGGCCUAUUACUUAAUAUGUUACUUUCUUUAACAAAAUACAAAAAACUCUGUAAAUUUUUUUUUGAAAAUGAAUGUUCAGAAAUCUAAAAUGUUUUCUUUUCUACUGACACAGUAAUGCAGAAAACAGAAAAUAAACAUGUAAAACAGAAUGUAUAUAAGAAAUCUAGUGUGCCUAAGGCUUUUGCAUUGUACAGUAGUAAUUUUACAUAUUGCACUGUACUGUUCCUGCAAAAAACAAAAUUCAUGACAUGAUGGUAAAUCU